Molecule: messenger RNA, 5310 nt
Organism: Erpetoichthys calabaricus (reedfish)
Lineage: Eukaryota; Metazoa; Chordata; Cladistia; Polypteriformes; Polypteridae
Product: phosphatidylinositol 4-phosphate 5-kinase type-1 beta-like
Exons: 16
Coding region: 426-2042 (538 amino acids)
Biological process (GO): phosphatidylinositol metabolic process
Molecular function (GO): phosphatidylinositol kinase activity
Source: RefSeq, a predicted model, not a curated record
CGGGGCUUGACGUCCAACCGAUAAUCUCCGUCGUGGACGCGGGAGCUGCUUGGUCUCCUGCUUGGCUCCUUUCAUAUACAAACAGCCCGUCCUGCCAGAGAGAGUGCUGAGCCGGGUAUGUCGGAGGAAAGGAACGUUUCGGAGGAGUGUAGCACUGUUACCGCAGGUCACAUAUUGCCUCCAAUGGUUUAAGACUACCACCUGAUGGCUGACCCGGCCCCACAUUCUACAAACCCAUUUAAACAGCAUGACAAUUGGAUCAUCCUCUCUGGUGUUUUUUCCCUACUGUAAUCCAACUGGAUUUUGGUGCAUCAUCAUUCUGCUUAAUUCACAAGGUCAUUUAACAGCAUGCAACUUUAGUGGUCACAUGAGUGAAAUAUUUUAUCAUCGUGAUCAUCAGAUGACUUUCAGAUCAGUUAAACAAGAUGUCAUCUGUCACUGAAAAUGGAGUCAGGUCCUCUGGGAAUCCAGCCAGAGAAAAAACCUAUAAAAAGACAACAUCUUCAGCAUUGAAGGGUGCAAUUCAGCUGGGAAUUGGAUAUGCAGUUGGAAAUCUUACUUCUAAGCCAGAGAGGGAUGUUCUAAUGCAAGAUUUUUAUGUGGUGGAAAGUGUAUUUCUUCCAAGUGAAGGUAGCAAUCUGACUCCGGCCCACCACUACCCAGAUUUCAGGUUCAAAACCUAUGCUCCCUUGGCUUUUCGCUACUUCAGAGAACUCUUUGGGAUCAAGCCAGAUGAUUACUUGUAUUCUGUGUGUAAUGAGCCUCUAAUAGAGCUGUCUAAUCCAGGUGCCAGUGGUUCCUUAUUUUAUGUGACCAGUGAUGACGAGUUCAUUAUCAAGACAGUUCAACAUAAAGAGGCAGAAUUUCUUCAAAAGUUAUUACCUGGAUAUUACAUGAAUCUCAAUCAGAAUCCAAGGACACUCCUGCCAAAGUUUUAUGGCCUCUACUGUGUACAGUCAGGUGGAAUAAACAUUAGGAUUGUUGUAAUGAACAAUGUAUUGCCACGUUCAGUGAAGAUGCAUUAUAAGUACGAUUUGAAAGGCUCAACCUAUAAGCGCAGAGCGUCACGCAAGGAACGUGAAAAAUCAUGCCCUACCUUUAAAGACCUGGAUUUUUUACAAGAUAUGCAUGAAGGCUUGUAUUUUGAUGCAGAAACUCACAAUGCCUUAAUGAAAACAGUAGAGAGAGACUGUAGGGUGCUGGAAAGCUUUAAAAUCAUGGACUACAGUUUGCUAUUGGGCAUCCAUAUUUUAGACCAGAGUCCAAAGGACAGCCAUGGAGAAAAUUUACAAGUGACUAUGGAUGGGAAAAAACCAGGUCCACAGAAAGUUCUGUACUCGACAGCAAUGGAGUCAAUUCAAGGAAGUGGAAGGUCAGGGGACACUGUAACAACAGAUAGCACAAUGGGCGGCAUUCCAGCCAGAACACACAAAGAAGAAAGGUUGCUCAUAUUUUUAGGUAUAAUAGACAUCUUACAAUCCUACAGGUUCAUCAAGAAGCUGGAACACUCCUGGAAAGCACUAGUAUAUGAUGGUGACUCCGUGUCAGUACAUAGACCAAGUUUCUACUCGGACAGAUUCCUAAAGUUCAUGAGCACCCGCGUUUUCAAGAAGAUUCAGCCUAUUAGGAGUUCCCCCUCAAGAAGAGUCCGCAAUUCCAUCCCAGCACUGACUUCCUCCUCACAGGAAGUGCUGUCAUCCCAUACUGAGAACCGUGCAGAAGACAGAACAGAGAGACUUACUGGAACAAGAAGUCUUGCAAGCUUGGAUGGGAAAGUGUUUGGAUCACUGCAGCAGCCAGACCUGGUGCCAAAUGCUCCAUCUCUUUUUGAAGCAUCAUCCUUAGCUACUACUAUCUCAUCUACUUCACUGUACACAAAUGAACGCUACCUGAUGAAUGACACUGGAGAUGUUGAAUGCAGAGAUAUGAUAGCCUCAAGUUCCACAUUUACCCUGGAGGAUAGUGCCAUCUGCCUAACAUCAGAACAGAGCACGCUGGAAAAUGAUAAGGAUGAUGGUUCAGUGUAUGAUGUGUAUUUAUAAAGUAAGAUGUCUGUCAGACCUGACGAAGAUUAGAGUUUGGUGUCUACGAUGGACAAAUGAGCGCUCCAAGGUGAAAGCAAGCCCUUCUGCCAGCAGCCGUAGCUCUCAGUCUGUGACAUUCCUGGCUGUCUGCUGGCCAUUUGCUUCAAAGCUGCUAACUCUGUGCACUUAAAUCAACAACUGCUCUGUCAUGCUGGACUUUGAAGAGGCCGAAAGUGAGUGAAAUGCUCAACAGUUUCCACUUCCACUUGCUCACAUUUGCAUGUCUGAACGUUGUUUGGUAUGCAGUCCUGACCCAUUGAUGUCACUUGGCUUCCUGACAUUUAAGCAUGCCAAAUUACACAUGAGAGUUGGGAUCUUUGAAUCAACCGUUUUUACAAGUAUAUCAUUGACUGAUCAUUUUUUAAUGAUUAAGAUGUUCCUUUAUAUAAAACCAAGUCAAGUUGCCAAAAUUAGAAGUGUAUUUAUAUAAUAAUGAUGUUUACAAUGUUUCACACAUGCUGGAGAGCCAAGACUUCAAGGAAUUCCUGGAUGAAGAGGAUCUGCAAUGCUCAGAGGAGUUGAUAAUUUAACGCUCAGGCUAACUGCAAAAUCGCAGCAACCAAAAUGUUUGCCCUUCAUUUUCUUAGUGUCGCACUUAUCAUGAUGUGGAGUACCAUGCAGGACUUUGCCUGCUUCCCUUUUAUAACUUAUAUGGCAAUGGGAUCUUGUGAGUGGCCUCCUUUCAGUUCUUCUCUUUAUACAUUAUAUGGUUUAUAUUAUGGUACCACAAUACUGGCUUGCUCACAGGCACAGAAGUUUGUCCUUCUGGUAUCGGGUGCCUUCUCAACAGGGUUUGCUUGUAAUCUGUCAGCUUUAACCAUGGUAUGUCUUGAGAUUUCUCUUCCACACAAAAGAUGAACCGUCAUUAUAAAAUGUCAAGUGACUGUGCGAAAAUGGAUGUGCUGACUUGAAGGAAUGUAUAUACUGCAUCAAAGUAGUGAAAUGGCAGCGGAAAUUAAACAAACGAUAUCAGUGAAUACAGUAAUCCCUCCUCCAUCGCGGGGGUUGCGUUCCAGAACCACCCGCGAAAUAAGAAAAUCCGCGAAGUAGAAACCAUAUGUUUAUAUGGUUAUUUUUAUAUUGUCAUGCUUGGGUCACAGAUUUGCGCAGAAACACAGGAAGAUGUAGAGAGACAGGAAUGUUAUUCAAACACUGCAAACAAACAUUUGUCUCUUUUUCAAAAGUUUAAACUGUCUUGUCAUGGAGCACAGAUGACAGUUCCGUCUCACAAUUAAAAGAAUGCAAACAUAUCUUUCUCUUCAAAGGAGUGUGCGUCAGGAGCAGAGACUGUCAUAAAGACAGAGAAAGCAAACAAAUCAAUAGGGCUGUUUGGCUUAAGUAUGCGAAGCACCGCGGCACAAAGCUGUUGAAGGCGGCAGCUCACACCCCCUCCGUCAGGAGCAGAGAGAGAGAGAGACACAGAGAAAAACAAAGUCAAAAAUCAAUACGUGCCCUUCGAGCUUUUAAGUAUGCGAAGCACAGUGCAGCAUGUCGCUUCACUAAGCAGCUGCACAGAAGGUAGCAACGUGAAGAUAAUCUUUCAGCAUUUUUAGACGAGCAUCCGUAUCGUCUAGGUGUGCGAACAGCCCCCCUGCUCACACCCCCUACGUCAGGAUCAGAGAAAGUCAGCGCAAGAGACACAGAGAAAAGUAAGUUGGGUAGCUUCUCAGCCAUCUGCCAAUAGCGUCCCUUGUAUGAAAUCAACUGGGCAAACCACCUGAGGAAGCAUGUACCAGAAAUUAAAAGACCCAUUGUCCUCAGAAAUCUGCGAACCAGCAAAAAAUCUGCGAUAUAUAUUUAAAUAUGCUUACAUAUAAAAUCUGCGAUAGAGUGAAGCCGCGAAAGGCGAAGCGCGAUAUAGCGAGGGAUCACUGUACACACUAAAAGUCGAUUUGAUUCCCAGCCUUGACACUUUCUGUGUUAAGGUUGCACGUUCUUCCCUGUGUCUAGGUGGGUAUUCUUCAGGUUCUCCAAAAUACUCCCACAUCCUAAGGAUGUGCAUCUUAGGUGAACUGGCUUGCCGUGAAUGACACUGUGAUGGACUGUCACGUGAUGUAGCAAAUGUCUUGACUCCCACUCUUCUUUACUGAAAAAAAGGCCGCUUGAUAAAAUGGAUGCAACAAGGCCAGAAAUAUUAUUUUGGAGAAAUUGGGUGAGUAGGAUUGACAAGCUUAUUGGGCUUAAUGGUCUGUUCUCAUCAAAGUUAUGUUAAUGCUCUAAUGCUUUGACUGUGACUCUUAUUUAAAAUGUUGUGACUAAUUACUAGAUAAAGUAAUCUUCAAAGCACUCCAUGUAUUAAGUCACUAACAAUUAACAGAUUAAUUAGUGGAAAUCUCCUCAAUACCCACACCAGUUAUCUAAAAUUCUAACAUAAAUGAGGCCUCCCUGGCAUCAUUCCAGAGCAGGCAGCAAGAGAAAAAAACGUCCUGUAAUUUUACACCAUUUCUAAACUAAUGCUAUUUGGAUGCUGUGUAUUCACUUAUAUAUUUUGUAUACAUUGCUAAUAACAUGUACUCUAUUUUUGCCACUUUGAAUCUUUCUACUUUUCUGCUGUUUGCUGAUAGAAGAACAAGUUGGCACCAUGUCAGACGGGCGUGUACCAUUUGGCUUCACUGUGACGGUAAGCUGUGCAGCGUCAUAAUGUUUCAGCUCAUUUCAGUUGAAAUGGCUCUCCAGGCAAUGGGUGAGGCCACAUACGGCCAACACAGAACUCUUUGCCAAAGGCUGCCAGUGUGAAAUGAUUGUUUUAAGGUUACGCUGAGAACUGUUUCUAAAUCAGAACACCAAACUUCUUUCAGCUGUGAAAAGCUGCUGAUGUUCAUUCUGUAAAUACAAAGUAAUGUGCACAGAAUGCAUAUGACACGUCAUUCACAACAGGCAGAGAAGGAUGAAAAUGCACACUGAAUGUAUAUAGAACCUCCAAACCAUUUGUAAAUAAGUUGUUGUAAUUUAUUCUUCUCCGGAUACUUUGUGGUUUUUGAAUGUCUCCUGUACAAAAUGCUACUGGGACCGAAUCAUAGUGCUUGUGUCAUACAACUUGUGUAGCCUAUAAGUGUACUUCGACAUAAAUGAUUCUUAAGAGAGAGAUUCUAAUUUAUUAUUUAUGAAAAUAACUUUAUGUAGUUUGCUGAAAGUGAAAAUAUUUUAUUCUAUUCCUGAAAUAAAGAGGUGUAUUUUAGUGAAGACAAAAACAGAUGUAUGUAAUAUUAAAUGUUUUAUGCUGAAA